UAUUUCAGUCCCACUUUGCUCAAAAUCCCGAACUUUUUUCUGCGGAACACUUUGGUCGGCUUGUUUCGGAGUUAUUUGACCCAGAAAAAUUAAAUUCUUCCCAUGAGGUUGACUGGAUUGUCCUUCUUCUUAAGCAAAGCAAAUUUAUUAUCAGGAGUGACGAAUGCAACCUCCACAUGCUUAAUUUUAACACGCGAGUCAGAGAGCUUCCCCCGCAUGGGAAGCUGUCCAAUAAGAGCCCAAUAGAAAGCGAGGGGUUCGGCGACUAUUCCGUCGCUGAUGGCGGGCAGGAGGAGUAUGGGCGGUCCGCUAUUCUUCCGCUUCUGUGGGCUCUUAAUGAGGCUUCUCGCUAUUGCAUCAUUAAUAAACUGCGCACGCCAUAUGGCGGGCCCAGCGCCACGCUUGCUUACCUCAGUGCUAAGCUCCAUAAAAUAUUGACGGAGUUUUCUACACAGCCAAUUAAAGUCACUGAGGACUAUAGUUACGCCUUUGCCAAACCCGUCACAGAGACUGCUCUUCACCGGGUUGAGCUAGUUCUUCAUUUCAUGGAUCUACUUGAAAAGCAUAUUGUUGGCAUGUGUAACGGCCUUUGUUGUUUUCCUUCUACGAGGGCCGUCGCCUCAUUCUUUCACGGGAAUUCCAAGGUCUGUCGUGAGUGGUUUUCCCGUAUACGUGUCCCGCUGGUCGGCCUUUCUUUUUUGACUCGGCAGUUCCACCGCUCAUUAAGAAUUGGGCUUGAGUUUCUCAAAGACAUGACCCACGCGCUUAUCGUAUCACAAAAAAAUCUUCACGUGUCUCCACCAUUACCCAUAGACUUGAACGAGAAUAUGCCAGAGCAGAUUUCAGGGGAUGUUGGCGUUAGUAAACACCGUGAACUUUUUGUACCCUUUUUUUGGUCUCUGCUAUUGACUGUCUACUCUGCCAUAGAAGUUAAAGGCUCUGAUGUUUUUUCUUCCGUAGAAGAUAAUCUACUUACAUGCAUUAAAAGCUUUAUUCCUACUCUUCCCGAGCCCGCAGCAGACUUUUUUCCUCUUAUAAAAGACUUCUUAAAAGCUUGUUCGUGGGAAUUGCAAGAACGCUACGAGCAAUGUUUGCUGGAAUAUUUUUCGCUUAAGCAAACCGUUAUUGCAAUUUUGGGGCACUCUUGCCCGUUGCCUGUCACAUUGCUUCCGGGCUCUGGCAGCCUUGACAACCCUCAUCCGUCCUCACAGGAAAGCCCGCCCCUGACCUCCACCUUGUUACUAUACCCUACAUUUCUUAAAAAUUGCCCGGCACUUUUGAAGGGAACGCAAGCCUCUCCGUCAAAUUCGGCUGUGAACCUCUGUUUGCAUUUGCUGCUUGAUUUUCUUUCCGACCGAAUCGAGCGAUGCUCUGUCCUGGUGGGCAUGGGCUCCUCUGUGGUUGGUCAGCCCUUAAUGCCAGCUGCCCAGUUAGAACUCUUUGACGUCAAUGAAGCACUCCGAAAAUUUGAGAGUUCCUGGGCUCUUGCUAGUGAAGACUCGCUCACUUUUGGCGCACACUUAGGCGUCCCUUCCCCCACGGAUGUGAUUUGGUACUUUACCAGUGAUAAAGACCGGAGCGUUGCUGUCUUCAACAAACUGUUCGACUCUUCUGUUUCUACACUUCUUUAUUUUGUUUGUUCUCAGGAUAUUAGCAAAAACUAUGAAACCGCACUUUCUAUAGUGUCCGCUUAUAUUUCAUUGCAGUCCUCUCUGAUUGUGAGUAAAAAAGACACCAACCUUCACGUGCUGUUUGAGAAUACAACCGCUGAAGACUUACAAAAAUUAUUUCUCUGCCUCGGCAGAAAUACAAAGUCAUACAGAAGCACGCACUCCUUAAGCGCUCUCGUUGGCCUACUGCGAUUGGUUCGUCAGCUCUGCAAGGCAACCAUUGAAGAGGAAGCACGCAAAGAAUAUGAACACCUGCAUUUCGAUACACUUUUCUGUUUGUUGAAGAAGGCAAAGGAUACUAAAAACUACCUCCUGACUGAUCACCUCUACUCCGCAGCCAGCUCUUUUCCGGUGCCCGACCUCUCUGCACAUGAGCAACUGGAAUACUUCAGAAUAAAAUUUUGCAAUGAAAAACGUGGCGUCCGUGGCGCUGAAGCCUUCGUGCUCGACAAUUUGAACCCGCCAACCCCGGACAGCGCCCUUCGGGUUUUCUUGCAGGCUCUUGGUGUCGACGAUGAUACUCGUGCUUUUUCCGACUCGCUGAAAGCAAUGCUGCUUGUCCAUUUAUAUAAGUGGAGACGCUCUACUGACUCUCCCAGCCCCCUUGACGGCCUCUUACUGGACAUGAGCCGAUCGUUGGAUGCCCAUAAUAGCAAAGCUCUCUACUAUUAUGCGAAUUGGUGUUUUCAAAGAGGGUUGGCUCAUUUUCAUCAGCUACGCUCGCCGGAUACUAAAGAAGAGCACUCACUUCUUGAUUGUGAAUUCGACGAGCUUAAAGACAUCUGCCGCUCACUUUCUGAUGAUACUUCUAUCACGAUCAGACACGUGAUAUGCAGUAACCAAUGGUUAAGAGAUGCUAAACAUGCAAAGUUUUUUAGAUACGGCUUUUAUGGCCACGAGGCCGUUACCAACACGGUGAAGCCCCUUCUUAGUAGUGAAGGGCAGGCAGCCGUCUUGCCUGCCUUGCAGAAUUUUUGGCUCAAAGUUCAGCGGCGUGCAUGUGGCCUCCUUUGCAGCGCUGCCGAGCAUUACUCAUUGUUUCUUCAGAAAUUCUACUUUAAAAAGCCACAUUCGGGCAUGCAAUCUGCUCUGCGCCUCGUGACGCUCGCGGUCAUGUUGGGGCCCAUUAUCAAGCCACUUCUGCUUGAUUGGCUUCAAGUUGUCCCUCCAGCCUGUUGGGAAAAGAUUAUCCCGCAGUUAAUGGCCACGGUGGUGACUCCGGACGACGCCGCUGGUGAUAUUAUUGAGACUGUGCUGGUGCAAUGCGGACGGGCAUUCCCGCGGGCUCUUAUUUUUCCUGUGCUUACCCUUUACAAAACGGCAGGCCAAUCAUGUAAGCCCAUCUUUCUUUUUAUUGGAUAUCUGCUUAGCCGGCUCAAAUUAGACAAAGGUAACGACCUUGCACGUGUGCAACGCUUGUUUGAGACAAUUAAGAGCCGCUCGCCCGCCACUGUUUCCGACACCCAACUUCUUAUCUCAGAAUUGAAUCGGAUCUCUCCUUUCUGGGAGGACAUAUGGAUCGAUAAGAUUGCCCAUUGGUCCCCGGACGCCGUACAGCGGCUUCUUCGCGUUCAAGAAAUAUCUAAACGGUGCCAGCAAAACGACUCGCUGGCUGCUGAGCAGCAAAUAGCCCUUAUUAGCGACCAGUAUAGUGCUAUAAUCACACCACUUUGCAACGAAUUGGGUUUCUUCAUUCUGGCGUUAAUUUUUAUGGAAUUCUUUACUUUAUUAUGA
This is a messenger RNA of Zophobas morio, 3404 nucleotides long. RefSeq lists its product as uncharacterized. Gene Ontology annotation, biological process: nuclear-transcribed mRNA catabolic process, nonsense-mediated decay; protein phosphorylation. The transcript is spliced from 21 exons. Gene Ontology annotation, cellular component: nucleus. The record is from RefSeq and is a predicted model, not a curated record. The coding region runs from base 177 to 3404 and encodes 1075 amino acids. Gene Ontology annotation, molecular function: protein serine/threonine kinase activity. NCBI's taxonomy places the organism in Eukaryota, Metazoa, Arthropoda, Insecta, Coleoptera, Tenebrionidae.